This is a messenger RNA of Colletotrichum graminicola M1.001, 2520 nucleotides long. Its product is annotated as pentatricopeptide repeat domain-containing protein. The record is from RefSeq and is a predicted model, not a curated record. Bases 1 to 2520 code for a protein of 839 amino acids. The transcript has a single exon. Gene Ontology annotation, molecular function: protein binding. Lineage: Eukaryota; Fungi; Ascomycota; Sordariomycetes; Glomerellales; Glomerellaceae.
AUGAACAAAGCUUCCGAUGCCACCCAAGACAAGCUCGACGAGGGCAUCGCAUCGCAUCGCGAGACAAAGUCAGAGAUCACGGUCGAACAAGAAAGCCACAACGCCCCUGCCCAGGGGAUAGGCAAGCAACCAAAAGUUGAUGCCGCCAGCCCCUCCAAAGGACGAUGGACCAGCAAGGAAGAAGAAGCCAAGGGUAUCGAUCGGGCUUUCGAGACAGGAGCAAACGAACUACAUCUGACAGUGUUAACAGAGAAACGGACAAUAACGACAACACAUGAUCAACGGUCGGCCGGCGACACACAAUCGUCCACACCUGCGACUACGUAUACCCCCACCGAAGGCAUGCAGCAGCCUCUACGAUUCAGAAAAAUCCAUAACGCUACUCCGCCCAAGAAGCACGGUUCUCAAAGAGAGGAAGUACGGUCGAAGAAUGUCAACAAUACCCAAAAGACUACAGUGGGACCCAUCCAAUACGAUUCCGUCCUGGUUGCGCCUGCUGUACAAUACCACUCCCGCCGAGAGACGGUGACGAGUAUGCGGCGAGCCCUUGAUGGCGUGACUAGACAGUUGCGGCUCCAGGCCAUCCAGCAAGUAAAGGACCAACCCCCCAUCAACUGGCGUGAUACUUUGGACAUUCUCCGACUGCGGACCCGGCCGAUCAAGGGCCCGUGGCAGAUUCAUGCACGCAAAAUCUUAGUUGAGCCAGAGCUUGGGAACAAGUUACUAUACGAAGUGGACCACACUAUUUGGGACAUACACGAACAGACACGUUGUCAUAUCGAGCUUCGUUGGCCAAAGGACGACAACGGAAAACGGUCAAAUCAUGGGAUUUACCUGCUACUCUCAGGAGACGAGGAGGCGUUAGAGCAUGCGGCCGAAGAGAUCUCCCGGAUUGCUAUUCGAAAUAGCUGCAGGAUAAGCAUCGAAGGAGCAAUCGGCAGCCAGUCCAUCGGCAGCCAAGCUUCUUCGGCCAAGCCUGAAAAGCCGGCAUCGUCUACGGCAGAGAUAGUGUGGAAGAGUUCCGUGGAAAAGCAGCGACCGGGCUAUACUGCUCAGUAUACACUUUCCGUGCCUUACCAUAAGAUUCCGAAGCCUGAAAAUUGGACUCCUCAGACGUUUCUGGAGUAUAUCAACGCUAUCACGAACGCCAGCCUCCCUGACCACCUCGUGUCCAAGUUUUACGGCUCGGGCACUACAGCGAACAAAGCAGCAAUAGCUCUCCUCAAAGCGGCCUUUGCCGACCAAACUGCGAGCAAUGCGCACUCGAGGCGAGCAUUCAAACGGGCGUUGUACUUCAUUGAGAGACACGGUCAUUCGCAUCGCAAUGAAGCCCGCGAGUUGUUUUUCGAUGAGAAAUUGAAACUAACAUUGCCGCCGGUUGACACUGGCACCUUCAAUACCCUUCUGAUCGGAAACGUCAAAGUCAAGGACCUAUACAACUUUGACUCUGUCCUGAAGCUGAUGGUUCAACACGGCUGCCUUCCGAACGCUGAGACCUGGUCGCUGUUUCUCCAGCUCGUGGAGAAUGAACAAGUCCGCCGCCAUGUGAUCCAGAUCAUGUAUUCACUCGGCCUGCUCCUGGAUCCAAUUGCCGUUCAACACACUGUAAAGGAACUAGUCGUAUAUGACACCCGCCAUGCCCGAGAUAACUGGCCCGGUAUGCGGGAGUUUCUCGAAAGACUGGACGCCAAUUAUGGCAAAUACUGGGUCUCACAACCCGCCAUGAACAAGAUCAUGAUCGAGCUCGGACGCCUGGGCGACUUGACCUCCUGUCUAGAGCUCUUCGACAUCAUGACCGCAAUGUCCUUGACCCCGACCACCUACACACUUAACAUUGCUCUGUAUCAUGCGCGGUCGCAGAGGAACUUGACUGCCGCCAUAGGCUUCCUCCGCAAGGCAUUCCCGCUCAAAAUCGCGUUCGACGAGCAAACGUACAACGAGCUGUUCACUUUGGCGUUUAGGACGCGCAGGCCCAACGCCAUAGGUCUCAUAUGGCAUCACGCCUGCGUGGAAGGCAAGACCAGCUGGCACAUGCGUAAUCACGUUUCCCGUGCGAUAAAACAGAGCCAAAAAGGGUUCAAAAUCAAGACGGCUGACAAACUGGAGGUCGCAAAUUUUCUGGCAUUGCCUUCUUUUUGUCCACAAGACAUGAAACUGGGAGGAAGCUAUCAUGCUGGCGCUCGGAUUGCUGACCUUAUGCACCAACGGUUCAAGGAGUGGCGUCCUGAUGAGCCCCUCCACGAGGCCCUGGCCGCGACGUGGGUGGACGACAGCCGAAUCCUCUGGGCGGUCAAGCAAGUCAAGGAGCAGGGCAAGGUGUUACACGAGACUACCGAGCCUGGUAGACCGAUAUCCCUUCGACCGAGGCUUCGGACGCGGAGCACCGAUCCUCCACAAUGCCCACGUCUUGAUAUCAUCAUCAAGUAUGUCGCUCCUGUCGACAGCGACAAGAGCGCUUUUCCCGACGAGCGGACCCCCGAAACCACCGCCCCUGAUCUUGAGAAGAACAUCAACCCCUGA